Phaeoacremonium minimum UCRPA7 is the source of this 627-nucleotide messenger RNA. RefSeq names its product putative methyltransferase domain-containing protein. Gene Ontology annotation, molecular function: S-adenosylmethionine-dependent methyltransferase activity. The coding region runs from base 1 to 627 and encodes 208 amino acids. The record is from RefSeq and is a predicted model, not a curated record. NCBI's taxonomy places the organism in Eukaryota, Fungi, Ascomycota, Sordariomycetes, Togniniales, Togniniaceae. The transcript is spliced from 2 exons.
AUGUUGAAGACGGCGCAGUCCUUGUGUGCUGACAAGAGCGUCGAUCUUGUGGUAGCAGCAGAAGCAGCUCAUUGGUUCGAUUAUGAUCAGACUUGGCCUGAGCUUGCCCGUGUCGUCAAGCCUGGUGGGACAAUAGCCUUUUGGCUCUAUAACGAGAACGUCUUUCCUAAGCAUCCAGUCGCGACAAAGAUCGUGGAUGAGCAUUGUUUUGGGGGAGAGGGUACUAUGGGCCCUCUCUUCCAACAACCCGGUCGACAGAUCUUGAAGGACCUUCUCAAGGCAGUUGUACCACCAGAAGAGAACUGGGCUGAUGAGACGAGAAUAUUGUAUAACCCAAGGCACAAUGGGUCUGGAGAGAAACCUACUGGAGAGAGACUGAUAUAUCAGACAGUUACUCUCGGAGCUUUCGAGGAAUACGUAAGGACCAUCAGUGCCUAUCGUGGCUGGAUAGACAAGUAUCCUGAUAGAAAGCCUAAGGCCGAUGGUGGCAAGGGCGACAUUGUAGAUGAGAUGCUAGAGAAGAUGGUAGAGGCUGAGCCAGAAUGGAAGAAGAUUGGGAAUGGUUGGAGGGACAUUGAGGUUGAGGCGGAAUGGGGUACCGUUAUCUUGCUUGCUCGCAGGAAAUAA